AUGUAUCAGGGAGCAAGAGAUCUAUCAAAACCUUCACUAACUGAAAAAUUGCCAACUGACGCUGAAAAGUCAGAAGAGGGCAGCAAAAGUUUGAAGAAGAGAAGGCAUGAUGAGUCCAAAGGACAAUCAAUUGAAAAUCAAAAAAGGGGUGUCGAAUUGAAGGAUAAUUUGAAGAAUGGAAAGCUCAAGAAAGCUAAAAAUCUUGCGAUUUCAAUGGCAGCCAGUGCAGCUACACUUGCUAGAGAAGUGAAGUCUAUCAGAUCGGAUUUAUCAUUUAUGCAAGAGAGAUGCGAUAUGCUUGAGGAAGAAAACAUGAGACUUCGCAACGGAUCUGACAAGCCUGAAGAAGACGAUCUGGUGAGACUUCAAUUGGAAGCUUUGCUUUCGGAGAAGUCACGAUUAGCGACUGAGAAUGCAAACCUAAUACGUGAGAACCAGUGUCUUCACCAACUCGUUGAAUUCCAUCAACUUAACUGCUCCUCAGAAGAUAUGGAUCAAACGUAUGAACAAGUUGUGCGAGGAAUGUGCUUGGAUUUUUCUUCAGAUAGUGAUGACUCAAACAGUAGUGAAAUUGAAGCUCCAUUGACACCUCGAAGUGAUAUAGUUGGGUUCUCUACUUGCGUUGAUCAGUGCUUCGAAGAAGAACACAAGUAG
Molecule: messenger RNA, 654 nt
Organism: Papaver somniferum (opium poppy)
Lineage: Eukaryota; Viridiplantae; Streptophyta; Magnoliopsida; Ranunculales; Papaveraceae
Product: tropomyosin-like
Exons: 4
Coding region: 1-654 (217 amino acids)
Source: RefSeq, a predicted model, not a curated record